CUCUCUCUCUCUCUCUCGUCUUAUGGUUUCUUCCGAUCUUCUAGAUCUGGAAUCCGUCUAUCCAAAUUGACUGCAGAAAUCCGUCGGGUUUUGGAUCGCUUCUUCUUGUUCCUAGGUCUUCUUUGCGAUCGUCCUUUGAUCCCUUUGAUCUGCAACGAUGGCGGAGGAAACGGUGACGUCGAGAUACGUGAAACUGAACAAGAUCCAUGAUGCGCCGAUGGAGGAGAUCCGUCCCGGAGAGCUCAACCAGCCCAUUCGCGUCCCUCAGUUGGAGAUUCAGAAAUGUAUUGAAUGUGGGCAACCUCUGCCAGAGAGCUACCAGCCACCGGCGGAUGAACACUGGACAACCGGGAUUUGUGGAUGUGCCGAGGAUGCCGAGAGUUGUUGGACCGGGCUGUUCUGUCCUUGUGUCUUGUUUGGGCACAAUGUAGAGAGACUUAAAGAAGAUAUACCAUGGACUACUCCUUGUGCAUGUCAUGCUGUUUUUGUCGAAGGUGGAAUUGCAUUGGCAGUUGCUACAGCAGCAUUCCAUGGUGUUGACCCAAGAACCUCAUUCUUGAUUGGAGAAUGUUUAAUGUUCUCUUGGUGGAUGUGUGGUAUUUACACUGGUAUUUUUCGUCAAUCACUGCAGAAGAAGUACCAUCUCAAGAACUCUCCAUGUGACCCUUGCAUGGUGCAUUGCUGCAUGCACUGGUGUGCCAUCUGCCAGGAGCAUCGCGAAAUGAGAGGUCAUCUCUCUGAUAAUGUCGAAACGCAGCCGAGCGUCAUCAAUCCACCUCCUACGCAGGAAAUGGCUGCUAAUGAGGGUCAUGAUUCGGGAGUCUCUGCGAACCAGCGCUCUGUUUAGUGGUGCAAGCUCUACGGUAUACUUAGGUUCCAUCAUACAAAUGAUUAGCAUUCCUGGAGAGAAUAGAAAAUGCUGAGAUUGCAGCAUCACCGUGAACCCAUCUCUCAUUUUUGUUCUUGUUUUCGAAUGGUUUAGACUUUUAACUUUUCUGGAUGUAUCCGUUUAAGAAACUUGUUUCUGCUACUUCUUGUGAUGUUCUAAUGCCAGUGGCUGGUCGGCAGAAUGCCUUAUUUCA
Musa acuminata subsp. malaccensis (wild Malaysian banana) is the source of this 1082-nucleotide messenger RNA. RefSeq names its product cell number regulator 6-like. The record is from RefSeq and is a predicted model, not a curated record. Lineage: Eukaryota; Viridiplantae; Streptophyta; Magnoliopsida; Zingiberales; Musaceae.